Molecule: messenger RNA, 465 nt
Organism: Pocillopora verrucosa
Lineage: Eukaryota; Metazoa; Cnidaria; Anthozoa; Scleractinia; Pocilloporidae
Source: RefSeq, a predicted model, not a curated record
AUGGUAAACUUCUCCUCGGCUAAUUCUACAAAUGCUACAAAUACAAUCAGUAGAGAAGGCGACAAAGCAGAUGUCCUUUCGGUGGCUGGUGCUAUAAAUGUAAUCAUCAUCAACACUAUCACUUGUCCCUUCACAGUUAUACUCAAUCUACUGGUGAUAAAAGCUGUAAAGUCGACGCCUCGACUUCGUACCAACAGCAACAUCUUGCUGGCCUGUUUAGCGGUGACUGACGCCUUAACUGGUCUCCUUGGCCAACCAUUGUUUGUCCUGUGGAAGAUCUUCCUAUUAUUCGGUCUCAGUGACAGUGGAACAGUUGAAAAUUGUUUUGCCACAACUGUAGUUGUGAUUCUAACAGCUUCAUACUUUCAUCUGAUGCUGGUUACUCUCGAGAGACUCCUUGCGAUCAAAUUUACGAUGCAAUACCCAAACUUUAUAACUGAUGAAAAAAUUAAGAGAGCAGUGUAA